Molecule: messenger RNA, 2103 nt
Organism: Ogataea parapolymorpha DL-1
Lineage: Eukaryota; Fungi; Ascomycota; Pichiomycetes; Pichiales; Pichiaceae
Product: ubiquitin carboxyl-terminal hydrolase 7/11
Exons: 1
Coding region: 1-2103 (700 amino acids)
Biological process (GO): protein deubiquitination
Cellular component (GO): nucleus; cytosol
Molecular function (GO): cysteine-type deubiquitinase activity; cysteine-type endopeptidase activity
Source: RefSeq, a predicted model, not a curated record
AUGGACACUUUAUCAGUAGAGGAAAUUAAAUCCAUAGUCCAAUGCCAAUUCCAGUUGAUUGUCCAGCGUAAUGACAGGCUCCGAUCACAUUCUCUUCUUACUGAGGACAAGCCGUUCAACUCACGUGCCACAGAUCUAGUCAUCAUCGACUGGAUAGAGAUCUCAACAAACUAUCUUAAUGGUCUGAAAGCACUGGCAGAUUUCGAGGACCCUAGUAUGGUGAUCCAAUUGUAUAUCUACAACUACUUCAUCCUCAAAUACAUAUUGGAUCGUGCCGACGUCAGAAAUCAAGAGGAUCAAGGAUUUAUAGGGACACUGAACAACGUAUCGCACCAAAUAUUAAACAAGAGCAAAUACAGGGAGCUAUUGGAUCUUGCAAUGGAGGAAGCAUCAAGUCUUAUUGAGUCAGACAUAAAUCAGGACCUGUAUCCGGUGGCGGAUCAGUUAAGUUUCGAUUGCGAUGAGCUAUCAACACGUCUAUUUGAUCUCCAGGAGAAGAUACUUCUGAUAGAUGUUCGAACGUUUGAUAAGUUCCUGAAAUCGCACAUAGAACAUGAAGACAUCAUCAACAUUCAGCCGGAAAGCGUGCAAGCAGUACAUGAUUUUGAGGACCUCGUUUUCUGUCUUCAGGUAGGAAAUAUAGACUUCUCAGCAAAGCUUGCGUCUUUCAACCAGUACACUUUUGUCGUCGUGUUUGGUGAGUCUCAAGGAGCAAAGCACGUGUUCAAGCUAGUGGAAAGCGCCAUCGAAAAACGAAAAAGAUGGGGGAAUAUCAAAGUUGAGCCGAGAACUCUCGAAGGAGGCUUUGAACGUUGGUCUCAACUCUUUGGAAACGACCGCGCAAAAACAUUCACAGGAACCAUUUCCACACCUUCCAAGCCUGCCACCUCUUUCCGGAGCUCAACUCCGUCUCUUCCUCCCGGGCUUUCUCUUCCUUUGGUGAGACUUCACAAUUACGGAAGCACGUGCUACAUCAACUCUAUGGUCCAGUGCUUGUUUAAUUUGUCCUAUUUCCGCAAUUUCGUGAUGGAUCCAUCCAGAUUCCAGCCGAUCCUACGGUCCAACGACAAUUCCCUUGUCCUCGCAUUUUACGCAUUGUUUAACGAAUUUUUUUAUGCCAAUGGCCACGCUGUUGUUCGUCCCAACAAUUUUGUAAGGCUAUGCUCAUAUCUGAAGCCAGAUCUCAAAAUUCCCCAUGAACAGCAAGACACCUCUCAAUUUUUGUAUUUUAUCCUAAACAGAUUGCAUGACGAGCUGCGCAUAGAUGAUUCGCCCGCUAACCGACAAAGCUUCAAGACAAAUAACCCUGAAACAGACCCAUUCACAGACUAUGGUAGCAGCAAGGAAUAUCUGUCUUGGAAUUCACAGCUGCUGAAGUCAGAAGGAGUUUCUCCAAUCAACAAGCUAUUCCAAAUUCAGCAAGAAACGAAACUCAAGUGUGGGCGUUGUGGCUAUGUUUCGCUGAAUUACGACAACUCGUCGAUGAUGAAUCUGAAUUUGAACGGCAACGAAUACUAUCUGAAUGAUCUUAUCCUACGAAAUCUCGAGCCUGAAGAACUAUCUGAUCGGCUCGGGAAUGCGUGGAACUGCCCAAAAUGCGAAAAAUUAAGUGCUGAGCUGAAACAGCUCGAGGAGAUGGUCUCUUCUCAUGAAUCGAAAAAACGAGGGUUUUUCAAGUUCAAAAAAGAAGAGCACUCUUCAAUGAACGACUACCAGACAGGCCGCUACGCUGAGCUGAAAGCGUUUCUGAGCCAGCCGAACGUGUCGUACAGAUCAUCCAAUUUCAUCAAAUUACCCCAGAUUUUGACUGUCUACCUCGCCAAGUUUGACCCGUACCAGAACAAACUCAACAUCAAGUUGCGAUUCCCAAAGAGAUUAAAUUUCAAGAUCAAAAGACAAGAUAAAGAGAUUGCAUACAGUUACAAAUUGAGUGGCUGGAUAGACCACUUGGGCGACUCCAUAGGGUCUGGCCACUACACCAACGUCAUUCACCGUAGCGGCCAAUGGGUCUUGUGCGACGACGACCGGCUGAGUGUUUGUCGGUACGAGGAGGAAAUUGGAGAUCAGAACGCGUAUAUAUUAUUUUACACCUUAGUGAAGUAA